AUGUGUGGUAUUUUUGGAUACUGUAAUUUCCUCGUUGAGAGAUCAAGAGGUGAGAUUAUUGAUACAUUAGUAGAAGGUUUAGAACGUCUAGAAUAUAGAGGUUAUGACUCCACUGGUAUUGCUAUUGACGGUGAUGAAUUAGACUCCACCAUGAUCUUUAGACAAAUUGGUAAGGUUGCUGCCUUAAAAGAAGAAAUUAAGAAGCAGAAUCCAAAUAGAGACGUCACUUUUGUUUCUCAUUGUGGUAUUGCUCAUACAAGAUGGGCUACUCAUGGGGAACCAAAACAAGUUAAUUGUCAUCCACAAAGAUCUGAUCCUUUGAAUUCAUUUGUCAUUGUUCAUAAUGGUAUUAUUACCAAUUUCAGAGAAUUAAGAACUCUAUUGGUUAAUAAGGGUUUUAAGUUCGAAAGUGAUACUGAUACAGAAUGUAUUGCUAAAUUGUUCAAACAUUUAUAUGACACAAAUUUACAAAAUGGUAAUGAAUUAGAUUUCCAUGAACUAACCAAAUUGGUCCUUUUGGAAUUAGAAGGUUCAUAUGGGUUGCUAUGUAAGUCUAUUCAUUAUCCAAAUGAAGUUAUUGCCACAAGAAAGGGUUCUCCAUUAUUAAUUGGUGUUAAAUCAGAAAAAAAACUGAAAGUGGAUUUUGUUGAUGUUGAAUUCCCAGAUGAUAAUAAUUUAGGUAAACCAGAAACUCCAUUGGGUUCUGCAACGGAUUCUACUGUUGAUGGUAUAACCGUAAAUGGUAAAAAGCAUCCACGUUCUUACGGUGUUGAUGAGGCACAAAGCUCUAACCUUCUCCCAAUAGCCGCAAAUGAAUUCAAUUUGAGACAUUCACAAUCAAGAGCUUUCUUAUCUGAAGACGGUACUCCAAAUCCAGUUGAAUUCUUCUUAUCUUCCGAUGCCGCCUCAGUUAUUAAGCAUACCAAAAAGGUGUUAUUCUUAGAAGAUGAUGAUAUUGCUCAUAUUUAUGACGGAGAAUUACACAUCCAUAGAUCAAGAAGAGAAGUGGGUGCCUCCAUGACAAGAUCUAUUCAAACUUUAGAGAUGGAACUAGCACAAAUUAUGAAAGGACCAUACAAGCAUUUUAUGCAAAAGGAAAUUUAUGAGCAACCAGAAUCUACAUUAAAUACUAUGAGAGGUAGAAUUGAUUUUGAAAAUAAUACUUUGAUGUUAGGUGGGUUAAAGGCUUGGUUACCUGCUAUUAGAAGAGCUCGUAGAUUGAUAAUGAUAGCAUGUGGUACGUCGUAUCAUUCUUGCUUAGCUACACGUGCAAUUUUUGAAGAAUUAUCUGAAAUUCCAGUCAGUGUAGAAUUAGCUUCUGAUUUCCUUGAUAGAAAAUCACCUGUGUUUAGAGAUGAUAUAUGUGUUUUCGUUUCACAAAGUGGUGAAACUGCUGAUACAAUGUUAGCAUUGAAUUAUUGUUUGGAGAGAGGAGCUUUGACUGUUGGUAUUGUCAACAGUGUUGGUUCAUCGUUAUCAAGGGCAACACAUUGUGGUGUUCAUAUUAAUGCUGGUCCAGAAAUUGGAGUUGCCUCAACCAAGGCGUACACAUCUCAAUAUAUUGCACUUGUAAUGUUUGCCUUAAGCUUAUCAGAUGAUAGGCUAUCGAAGCUAGAGAGAAGAAAAGAUAUUAUUCAAGGUUUAAAGUUGAUCCCAGGACAAAUUAAACAGGUACUACAAUUGGAAAAGAAAAUCAAGAAAUUGUGUGAAAACGAAUUGAAAGAUCAAAAAUCAUUACUUCUACUAGGUAGAGGUUAUCAAUUUGCUUCUGCUUUAGAAGGUGCUUUGAAGAUAAAAGAAAUUUCAUAUAUGCAUUCAGAAGGUGUCCUAGCAGGUGAACUAAAACAUGGUGUUUUGGCGUUAGUUGAUGAAAAUUUACCAAUCAUUGCUUUUGGUACAAGAGAUUCUUUGUUCCCUAAAGUCGUUUCAUCAAUUGAACAAGUUACCGCAAGAAAAGGUCAUCCAAUUGUUAUUUGUAACGAAAAUGAUGAAGUUUGGGCAAAGAAGGCGGAGAGCAUUCAUUUGGUCACCUUAGAAGUCCCACAGACUGUUGAUUGUUUGCAAGGGUUAUUAAAUAUCAUCCCAUUACAGUUGAUGUCCUAUUGGUUAGCUGUUAAUAAAGGUAUUGAUGUUGAUUUCCCAAGGAAUCUUGCAAAGUCUGUAACGGUUGAAUAG
Molecule: messenger RNA, 2175 nt
Organism: Naumovozyma castellii
Lineage: Eukaryota; Fungi; Ascomycota; Saccharomycetes; Saccharomycetales; Saccharomycetaceae
Gene: GFA1
Product: glutamine--fructose-6-phosphate transaminase (isomerizing) GFA1
Exons: 1
Coding region: 1-2175 (724 amino acids)
Source: RefSeq, a predicted model, not a curated record